Molecule: messenger RNA, 6952 nt
Organism: Herpailurus yagouaroundi (jaguarundi)
Lineage: Eukaryota; Metazoa; Chordata; Mammalia; Carnivora; Felidae
Gene: ATF7IP
Product: activating transcription factor 7 interacting protein
Exons: 15
Coding region: 342-4130 (1262 amino acids)
Biological process (GO): regulation of DNA-templated transcription
Cellular component (GO): transcription regulator complex; nucleus
Molecular function (GO): protein binding; transcription coregulator activity
Source: RefSeq, a predicted model, not a curated record
ACAGUCCUUUGGAAGAUGUACUUUGUGUGUUCUGUGAGCUUCAUUGGCAUACUGUCUGACGUUUUUUGGCUUUUGUGGUUAAUGGGAUGUUUGCUGCACAAACUAUACAACAGAUGUGAACCACUGUUUGAAAGGAAUUUUAAUAUGUAGCCAAUCUACUGUAUGCCUGUUUUUUUUUAUUUUAAUUUUUUAUGAAUAUGAACCAAGCAAGGAAUUUAGGCUCAAGAAGGCUGUUCUAGAAGUCUGCAUUAGCUUUUAAUGUUUAUACAAAUGAACUAAGUAGCAGUGGUUCACAGAAGAGGAAGCCCUUUUCACAGUAUCAAGCUACCCACAGAUUCAAAAUGGAUAGUAUAGAAGAACCUCAGAAAAAAGUCUUCAAGGCUCGAAAAACAAUGAGAGUGAGUGAUCGUCAGCAGCUUGAAGCAGUGUACAAGGUCAAAGAGGAACUGUUGAAAGCUGAUGUCAAGCUAUUAAAUGGCAACCAUGAAAAUGGAGAUUUGGACCCAACUUCACCUUUGGAAAAUAUGGAUUAUAUUAUUGACAAGGAGGAGGUGAAUGGCAUUGAAGAGCUUUGUUUUGACCCUGAAAAAAGUAAAUCAGAAUGGAAAGAAACCUCCUGUACCUUAAAUGUUAAUGUAAAAAAUAAGCAGGAUGAUGAUUUAAAGCAUGAACCUUUGUCUCCUAAUAAUAUAGCUCCUGAACUAGUCUGUAAACUGGCUGCUGAACCAUCUUCUGAUGAGCCAGCCUCUGGUGAUCUGGCUAUGGGAGAUCCAGCUGCUGGAGAUUCAGCCCCUGAAGAUCUGGCCUCUGAAGUACUAACCUCUGGUGAUCCUGCCUGUGGCGAUCCCACUUCUGGUGAUCCCACCUCUGGUGAUCUCACCUCUGGCGAUCCCACCUCUGGUGGAAUAGUCUCUGGUGAAACAGUCUCCAGUGAACCAUUCUCUGGUGACUUGGUCUCUGGUGAAUCAGUCCCUGGUGAAUCAGUCUCUGCUGAGCCAGUAUCUAGUGAUCCGGCCUCUGAUGAUUCAGCCUCUGGUGAUCUGUCCUCCGAAGCCCUGGCCUCUGAUGAUCCUGCCUCUAGUGAUCCGGCUUCUGGUGAUCCAGCCUCUGGUGAUCCAGCUUCUGGUGAUCUGCCCUCUGACGAACCCACUUCUGAUGAACUGACUUCUGAAUCAGCCUUUGAUCCUACCUUUGAACCAAGUUCUGUACCAGUGUGUGAAUCUGUUCCUGAAACUGACAUUACAGAGCCUAGUAGCAAUAAAGGUGGUGAUUUUCUUGAGAAAAAUAGUGAUGAUGAAAAGUUAGACCAAAUUUUCUCAUUUGACGAGAAAAAUAAGGCUGAUAGUAAUGUUGAUGGCAAUGAAGAAACUCUAGAAACAGAUGAUACAGUUAUUUGUUCAGAUCUACCUCCUGAAAAUGAAAAGAAGGUAAAGGAAGAUACUGUCACAGAACCUGCUCUUGGAGAGGAGGCUAUAUCUAGCAGUAUGGAAAUUGACCAAAGUGAAAAGAAUGAAAAUGAAAAUUCUGCAGACCUUUCAGAAACCAUUAGUGAAAAUGUUACAAAAGAUGAGAAAAAUGAGAUUAUCUUGGAAAACACAGAUUCUAUGGAGACAGAUGAAAUUAUUCCUAUUUUGGAAAAGCUUGCACCUGCCGAGGAUGAACUUACUUGCUUUUCUAAAACUUCUCUUCUUCCAAUUGAUGAGACAAAUCCAGAUUUGGAAGAGAAGAUGGAAGGUUCUUUUGGUUCACCAUCCAAACAAGAAAGUAGUGAGAGUUUGCCAAAAGAAGCCUUUUUGGUCCUUUCUGAUGAGGAGGAUAUUUCUGGUGAAAAAGAGGAGUCUGAAGUUGUACCACAAAAUGAAACAUGCUCUCCAGCAGAAGUAGAAACUAACGAAAAGGACAGCAAACCUGAGGAAGAAGAGCAAGUAAUAAAUGAAGAUGAAAGACCUUCUGAGAAAAGUGAAUUUUCCAGAAGAAAGCGUUCUAAGUCAGAGGACAUGGAUAAUGUACAGUCCAAACGUCGUCGAUACAUGGAAGAAGAAUAUGAGGCAGAAUUUCAAGUGAAGAUUACAGCCAAGGGAGAUAUUAACCAGAAGCUACAAAAGGUUGUACAGUGGUUGCUAGAAGAAAAAUUGUGUGCGCUACAGUGUGCUGUAUUUGAUAAGACUUUGGCAGAAUUGAAAACACGAGUGGAAAAGAUUGAAUGCAACAAGAGACAUAAAACAGUUAUUACUGAACUACAGGCCAAGAUAGCGAGGUUAACCAAACGCUUUGGAGCAGCCAAAGAAGAUCUUAAGAAAAGACAAGAAAAUCCACCAAACCCACCUGUAUCACCAGGAAAGUCUGUGGUUGACGUCAACAGCAAUAAUAACAAUGUGCCAUACAGAAAUGCAGGCACAGUGAGACAGAUGCUGGAGUCCAAAAGGAAUGUAAGUGAGAGUGCACCAACAUCCUUUCCAACCCCUGUGAAUACAGUAUCUUCAACCAAUCUUGUCACUCCUCCAACAGUUGUCAGUAGUCAACCUAAGUUGCAGACUCCAGUUACUUCGGGUUCUCUGACAGCAACAUCAGUUCUUCCUGCACCCAACACAGCUACAGUAGUUGCUACUACUCAGGUGCCUAGUGGAAAUCCCCAACCUACAAUCUCUUUACAACCUUUACCAGUGAUUUUGCAUGUACCUGUUGCGGUAUCCUCCCAGCCUCAACUCCUACAGAGCCAUCCAGGGACUUUAGUGACCAAUCAACCGUCUGGCAACGUUGAGUUCAUUUCUGUACAAAGCCCACCUACUGUGAGUGGUCUCACCAAAAAUCCAGUAUCCUUGCCAGCCUUGCCAAACCCCUCUAAACCAAACAAUGUUCCUUCUGUGGCCAGUCCUAGUAUUCAAAGGAACUCUCCUGCCAGUGCUGCAACCUUAGGAACAACACUUGCUGUACAGGCUGUUCCAACAGCACACUCUAUUGUACAAGCCACAAGGACUUCUUUACCUACAGUAGGCCCAUCGGGACUCUAUAGUCCAUCAAAUAAUCGAGGUCCUAUACAGAUGAAAAUUCCAAUUUCUGCUUUUAGUACUUCGUCUCCUGCAGAACAGAGCAGCACUACUACCCCAAGAAUUGAAAACCAGACAAACAAAACAAUAGAUGCUUCUGUUAAUAAGAAAGCAGCUGAUAGCACAUCACAGAGUGGAAAAGCCACAGGCAGUGAUUCGGGUGGUGUCAUUGAUCUCACAAUGGAUGAUGAAGAGAGUGGAGCUUCACAAGACCCGAAAAAGCUAAAUCAUACCCCUGUGUCAACCGUGGGUUCUUCUCAGCCUGUGUCUCGACCAUUGCAACCCAUCCAGCCAGCACCACCUCUUCAACCAUCUGGGGUGCCAACAAGUGGACCAUCACAGACAACCAUACAUUUACUACCUACAGCUCCAACCACCGUGAAUGUAACACAUCGGCCAGUAACUCAGGUGACCACAAGACUCCCUGUACCGAGAGCGCCUGCAAACCACCAAGUGGUUUAUACAACUCUCCCAGCACCACCAGCUCAGGCUCCCCUGCGAGGAACUGUUAUGCAGGCUCCUGCUGUUCGGCAGGUCAAUCCCCAAAACAGUGUCACAGUUCGAGUGCCUCAAGCAACUACAUAUGUUGUAAACAAUGGACUAACCCUGGGAUCAACAGGACCUCAGCUCACAGUGCAUCACCGACCACCACAAGUGCAUACUGAGCCCCCCCGCCCUGUGCACCCAGCACCCUUACCAGAAGCCCCACAGCCACAGCGUCUGCCCCCAGAAGCUGCCAGCACAUCUCUGCCUCAGAAGCCACACUUGAAGUUAGCACGAGUUCAGAGUCAAAACGGCAUUGUACUGUCAUGGAGUGUCCUGGAGGUAGAUCGAAGCUGUGCCACUGUGGACAGCUAUCAUCUCUAUGCUUACCAUGAGGAACCCAGUGCCACUGUGCCCUCACAAUGGAAAAAGAUUGGAGAAGUAAAGGCACUUCCCUUGCCCAUGGCAUGCACUCUCACCCAGUUUGUAUCUGGCAGCAAAUACUACUUUGCAGUACGAGCCAAGGAUAUUUAUGGACGUUUUGGACCUUUCUGUGAUCCUCAGUCAACAGAUGUGAUCUCUUCUUCCCAGAGCAGUUAAACCUUGGAGCCUCUAUCUCUUCCUCUUUCUGACUUCCACUUUUUGGUCUUGUUUUAAUCUUGUGCAUGAUAUCCAUUGUAAAAUCCACAUUGUGCAAGAUUUCUUGGACAGCUGUGUAUAUACACUACAUUUGUUUAUAAUCAGAAGUAAAAUAAACAGCCCAUAAAGCAAGAAUCUUCUCCUGGACAAUUGAAGCUUCAAGGUUUUGAAAUGUAAAUGUGCACCUUGCUUUAGUAUUAAGGCUGGGGAAUAUGUGUGGGUGUUUAUGUGUGUUUUUCCCUAUUUAUAUGUUUACUGCGGUGGAACCUCCUAUUUCCAUUCUCAAUUUUACCUCUCUUCAGGUAUUAAGUAAGUAGAUCGAGGGAUCAGAAGUAUGGUAUGUAACUGGCAUGAUUCUACUUCUAAGGGAUCUGUAGGUUCAUGGUUAAAUGAUUUAAACUGAAUCUAAACAAAACCCAAAGAAAGAAAGAAAAAGAAAAAUGGUGAAAUAGUUUAAAAUAGGUUCAUUUGAACACAGGAAAGGAUCUGUUUGUCUUUUUUCUUUUGUUGGUUGUUCAUUAGGUAAAAAAGAUCUGCAGUGGCCCCUCUCUUUCCUAAUCUGACUCUUACAUUUAUUUUGUGCCUUAGAGAUUAACUACAAAAAUAAACAUGACCAUUUGUCCAUUGUUGAUCUUCUCUUUCAGGCUUUCGCCCUUCAUUUCUCCUUCAUCUCCACUAAAUAUAGCACACCUCCCCUCAAGUCACUUUUAAACCAAUCCUUUUAGGUAUAUUCUUAUCAGUGGCAUCACUACAUUUAACUCCCCAAAUUUGACUUGCUCUUUUCUUCUAAUAAUGUAAGUGCUUUUAUCUUUGGUCACUAUUUAAAUUAACUGUGUAAAAUGGACCAAGAAAGACCAUAUUAUGUAAGAAAAUUGUUCUUCAAACAUAUUUUAGGAUUUAUGUUGCAUACUGUGUUAGAGAUUAUAAAAGCAGUGUUAGUUCUCUUUAUCACUCGAAGCAUAGUAUUCUUUCAAAUGUAGUAAAGAAUAAAAUUCACAAAGUACAGUGAACUAAAAUAUCAAAGGGAAAGCUUUAUUUCCUCAUUGUCAUAUCAUUCUUUCUGUUUUAAUCUUUUAACUUUAUUUUGAUGGUGCCAAGUUUUGUCUGAUUUACCCUCUGUCAGCUUUAGAUAGGAUUUGGGGUUAUUUUAUUUAACAGUUAGGUAUAACUUUCUGUGUCUCUCUGUUCCUGUUCAAAGUUAAUCAAAUUCAUUUUAGGUCCUGGACUUUCAGUAUGAGUGCCAGCUCUCCUGGUUUCAGGUAGGUGUUUGAGGGUAGAUAGUUUAGGGUAGGAGAAAUAGGGUAAGUUUGGGGAUGAGAGAGAAUGAUUGGGAAUAGUGUGAAAGGAAUUCAUGGAGUUUGUCAAAUAGUUUUUCAAGUCAUCUUCCCUUACCUUAUUUAAAUUCCUACCUUCUCAAAAUAAAUUCAUCUUUAGUUUUCCCUGGAAUUAUAGGAGGGAGGUAUUCCUUCUGUGAAUGCUGCUUUGUUUGCAACUUUGAUGGCUUGUAAUGAGAAGCAUUCUAGUUGUAAAACUCUCAUUAGAGACUUUCACUGGUCAGUGUACUGUCACAUUAGGUGUGAAGUUUGAUGCUGAAGAAAGUCUACAGAUUGCCAAAAUUGUAAAUGUUCCAAACCUUCCUUUCACUUUCAGAAAAUGAGACCACAAUGAGAAUUAAAGUUUUUAUCAAUCAGGUUUACCAAGCAUGUAGAUGUUACUCAUUCUAGGACUGAUGGUGGUAAAGAAGUUGCCAGUGUCAUGCCAAUCAAAAUUCUGAAAGGGAGAAUUUGAUGAUCUUCUAGAUGUGUAUGAACACCUAUCUAUAUCUGCAUGUAUAUAUGUUUUUACCUGCAAUGGUUGCAUUGUUGAUUAUGUGAUCAAGAUCAUUCCUGUCUGCAGAAUGGAAGGCCCAUGUUCAAAAUUGUUCUUUAUUGGCCAGUUUAUGCUCAUGUGAUGACAAUUUGCCCUAGCCUAGAAAAGCUUCCCUUGGUGAAUUUUUUUAUUUAUAUUCACUAAUCUUUUUUUUUUUUUUAAAGCUUUCAUAGCAUUAUGUAAUCAGGCAAAGAAGCCCAGUAGAAUGAAAGUAUUUUAGCCUAUAUUGUGUGUUUUCUGUCAAAGGAAGAAAUAAUAAAUUACCAAACAGUAACCCUAAAAAUAUAUUUACUACAGCAAAAUCAAACUUUUUAUUCCAGAAGGUGGAAGGAAGGAAGCUACAAAGAGAGACUAAUUAUUUGAGGAAAGCGUUUAUUAUGAGAUGCUUUCCUCAGAUUAGCCUGCCAUGGAUUUAUAGGCAACAUCUAUAUUGAAUUUACUGAAAAAUGCUAGGCUUAGAACUGUUGGCUUUUAUUUUGGGCAGGUUUUAAUGUUGAUGAGCUGCCUUUCUGUUUGGUUCAUUUCUUUUGGGAGAAAGAAAGGAGGACUCAACUAGAAAUAGCUACUGAUUACAGACCAUAUUGUAGCAAUUCACACUCCAUGGUACCUUUUUUAUUUCAUGGUACCUUUUCACAAAGUAUUACAGAUAAGUUUGAUUAUCCCAUUUUGGGAAUGCAAGUUUGCUGCAUUUUUAGCUGGACAAUACUUGUCUAAGUGCUGCCUUAUUGGAAAUUCUGAAAACUUCUGAUAUAUUGACCUGAAAUGUAGGGUGUUCAUAUGGCUUUUAAAAAGUAAGUGAUGUUUGUUACUCUCUGUUUUGCACUUUGUCAGAGUAACUUUCACCCUGUUUUAAGUGUAAGCCUCAUUUAAAAAUUAUGUUCUUGCCAGUAAAUUUAUAAAUUACCAAGACAACA